Molecule: messenger RNA, 1409 nt
Organism: Mustela erminea (ermine)
Lineage: Eukaryota; Metazoa; Chordata; Mammalia; Carnivora; Mustelidae
Gene: AADAT
Product: aminoadipate aminotransferase
Exons: 14
Coding region: 127-1404 (425 amino acids)
Biological process (GO): biosynthetic process
Molecular function (GO): L-kynurenine:2-oxoglutarate transaminase activity; pyridoxal phosphate binding
Source: RefSeq, a predicted model, not a curated record
GAACCUUCUCCUGCGGGAGAAUUCCUUCUGCAGUCACUCUUGACAAAUUGAAAGUCUGGUCUGUUUGAUUUCGUUGGCAAUCUAUUUCCAGCUUCUGAUUGUCAGUUUUCCGCUAGUGUCAGAGACAUGAAUUACUCACGGUUCCUCACCGCCACGAGCGCAGCGAGAACGCCCUCUGCCAUCCGAGUCGCGACUGAGAUACGGAUAAAGGCACCGAAAUCAGUCAUCUCCUUGGCUACUGGAUCACCAAACUCCAACACGUUCCCUUUUAAGACUGCUGUUAUCACCAUAAAAAAUGGAAAGCCCAUCCAAUUUGAUGAAGAGAUGAUGAAGAGGGCACUUCAGUAUUCUCAAAGUGCUGGAAUCCCAGAGCUGUUGUCCUGGCUAAAACAGUUACAAGUAAAAUUACAUAAUCCUCCCACCAUCAAUUAUCCAAGCAGUCAAGGACAGAUGGACAUAUGCAUAACAGCUGGCAGCCAAGAUGGUCUUUGCAAGGUGUUUGAAAUGAUCAUUAAUCCUGGAGAUAAUGUCCUCCUAAAUGAACCUGUUUAUUCAGGAACACUUCAAGCUCUGAAGCCACUGGGCUGCAACAUCAUUAAUGUCGCCAGUGAUGAAUAUGGGAUGAUUCCGGCCUCCCUCAAAGAAGUCCUUUCCAAAUGGAAACCAGAGGAGUCAAAGAACCCUAAAAAAAACACCCCCAAAUGUCUUUACAUUGUCCCAAAUGGCAACAACCCUACUGGAAACUCAUUAACAAGUAACCGCAAGAAGGAAAUCUAUGAGCUCGCAAGAAAAUAUGAUUUCCUCAUCAUAGAAGAUGAUCCUUACUAUUUUCUCCAGUUCAGCAAGCCCCGGGCACCAACAUUUCUUUCCAUGGACGUUGAUGGGCGUGUCAUCAGAACGGACUCUUUUUCAAAAGUCCUCUCCUCUGGGCUGAGAAUAGGGUUUAUAACUGGUCCAAAAUCCUUGAUAGAGAGAGUUGUUUUUCACACACAAGUCUCAACCAUGCACCCCAGCACUUUUACACAGCUUCUGAUCUCACAGCUUCUACACCAGUGGGGAGAAGAGGGUUUCCUGGUUCAUGUAGACAGGGUUGCUGAUUUCUAUAUGAACCAGAAGGAUGCAAUAGUGGCAGCUGCAAACAAAUGGUUAAGUGGUUUGGCAGAAUGGAAUGUUCCUACUGCUGGAAUGUUUUUAUGGGUUAAAAUUAAGGGCAUUUCUGAUGUAAAACAACUGAUUGAAGAAAAAGCCAUUAAGAAAGAGAUAUUAAUGCUUCCUGGAAAUAUUUUCUACGUUGAUAGCUCAGCUCCUAGCCCUUACUUUAGAGCGUCCUUCUCCUCAGCUUCUCCAGAAGAGAUGGAUGUGGCCUUCCAGAGAUUAGCCCAACUUAUUAAAGAAUCUUUAUGAAGAAA